GGGUCAGGUGACAGCCCGGAAGCUGCGGAAGCCGAUGAAGGAAGAGCAGCCACGGCCCCGGAGGGCCGUCGCGGACCUUCUCGGAGCACCCCGGUCCAGACACGGCCCUUAUGCGCGCGGCCCUCAUGCGGCGCCGUGGCUGACACCUGGAGGCCGCCGCUCUCUGUCCUCCGAGGACCGCGGGGUAGUCCGGCCCGCCAGUCUCGGCGGUUGAAGUCGGUGGGGCAGCGGCGGCCGCCCAUGGAGAAAGCCGGGCACGGCGUUGAGGGCGCCCCUCGGGGCCCCGUCCUGCACAUCGUGGUGGUCGGCUUCCACCACAAGAAGGGCUGCCAGGUUGAGUUCUCCUACCCACCCCUGGUUCCAGGAGAUGGGCAUGAUAGCCACUCUCUGCCUGAAGAAUGGAAGUACCUGCCUUUCCUUGCACUACCCGACGGUGCACACAACUACCAGGAAGAUACUGUGUUCUUUCACUUGCCGCCCAGAAAUGGAAGUGGAACCACGGUGUACGGUGUCUCCUGUUAUCGACAAAUUGAAGCCAAGGCAUUGAAAGUAAGGCAAGCCGAUGUCACCAGAGAGACCGUUCAGAAAAGUGUGUGUGUUCUAAGCAAGCUGCCUCUCUAUGGCUUACUCCAAGCAAAACUUCAACUCAUUACACAUGCAUAUUUUGAAGAAAAGGAUUUUUCCCAGAUUUCCAUCCUAAAGGAGCUCUAUGAACACAUGAACAGCUCCUUGGGCGGGACCUCACUGGAAGGAUCCCAAGUAUAUCUUGGUUUGUCUCCUCGAGAUCUCGUCCUUCAUUUUCGACACAAGGUCUUAAUCCUGUUUAAACUAAUUCUUCUUGAAAAAAAGGUUCUUUUUUAUAUUUCUCCAGUGAACAAGUUGGUGGGGGUGCUGAUGACUGUGUUAUCCCUCUUCCCAGGCAUGAUCGAGCAUGGCCUUGGCGACUGUUCUCAGUACAGACCCCGGAGCAGCGUGUCUGAAGAGGUGGGACUGCAGGAGAGCAGACCCCCAGUGGACGACUCCCUCUCCAGGCCUGCUUCUGAAACUUGCAGUCCUAAUUUGGGGACGUUGAAGACGGAGGUGAGCAGCAGCCAAGAAGGAAAUGCAGCCCUCGCCUCUGAGAAGCCUCUGUUCCCAGUAGACGGCAGGGGACGGGAAGCAGCCGGCACCCAGCAGUACUUGAAGCCCCCCUCCCGCCCAUCUCCAGAGUCUUCAGAAAGUGACUGGGAGACGCUGGAUCCCAGCAUCCUAGAGGACCCAGGCUUGAAAGAAAGGGGGCCAGUAGGGCCCGACUGCACAGACUCGCUUCCCAAAGACUCAAUGCCCUCAGACAAUCCCCCAAUUACUGUCCAGCCGCAGGCCCACAGCGGCCAAGUGGUCCUGAUGCCAGGGCUCAUUUCAGGGUUGGAAGAGGACCAGUACGGCAUGCCUCUGGCCAUCUUCACAAAGGGUUACCUGUGCCUGCCUUACAUGGCUCUGCAGCAGCAUCACCUUCUCUCUGAUGUCACCGUGCGUGGAUUCAUUGCUGGAGCCACUAACAUUCUUUUUCGACAACAGAAGCACCUCAGUGAUGCCGUGGUGGAAGUGGAGGAAGCACUUGUGCAGAUCCACGACCCGGAGCUCAGGAAGCUGCUGAGCCCCACUACGGCAGACCUGAGAUUCGUGGACCACCUGGUGAAGCAUGUCACAGAGAACCGUGAUGAUGUCUUCCUGGAUGGCACAGGCUGGGAGGGUGGUGACGAAUGGAUCCGGGCCCAGUUUGCAGUCUACCUCCAUGCCCUGCUGGCCGCCACCCUGCAUCUAGAUAACGAAAAGAUGCUGGCGGAUUAUGGGGCGACCUUUGUCACUGCAUGGAGGAACACACACAACUACCGGGUGUGGAACAGCAACAGACACCCCGCACUCGCCGAGAUCAACCCCAACCACCCGUUCCAAGGGCAGUACUCAGUGGCAGACAUGAAGUUAAGAUUCUCGCACUCUGUUCAGAACAGUGAGCGUGGCAAGAGAAUUGGGAACGCUGUGGUCACGACCAGCCGGAACGUCGUGCAGACGGGAAAGGCUGUUGGCCAGUCCGUGGGAGGCGCCUUCUCCAGCGCCAAGACAGCCGUGUCUUCCUGGCUGUCGGCCUUCGGCACCUCGUCCCCCCAAAGUCUCCCCGAGCCCCACAGCCAAGACGGUGGGAAGCCCUGAGCUGGGACAUGGUCUGUGUAGCCUUGUCAGGUGUGGGGUGCCCGUUACCUACACCUCCAGACCCCUUCCUCUGCCACAGGCCCACAGCAGGACUGCUGGGUGGCAGCGGCAGCUGGGGCGGAGCACUGGCUGGGAAGAGGGACAGCACUGGACAAGAGACGCACGGCGUCCAGGCCAGGCUGGGCUUCAGUGGACUCCUCUUAUCUCCUUCUGAGCCUGAUUAAAACACAGCGAACCUUCUAGUGAGUUCUACAUUCUGAGAUUGUACGUUUGUUUAUGUCAGCAAAGUUUUUACCUAUGUAUAUUUUGUUCUAUUUUACUGUCAGAAUAUCUGGAUGAUGGUUGUAAUUUAUAUGUACAAAAAUUAAGUUAUAUUCCUGUUUCAGUUUCUCUGAGGUUGGCCCUAGUACGUGCUGAGGUGAGGGCCGGGUGGCCUACCUUGUUUUCACCUCCCCUGGGACCAUGAAGACCAGAGAGGGCUUGAAGCUGGGGUGCCCUGUUUCAGUCCUUGUUCUUUGCUGACUGGAUUGCUCUGAGGCAAUGGGAGGGGAGCCUAGUGCAGAGGAGGCUAGGGGGCGGAGGAUUGUGUCCAAGGCCAGGUUGGGGCUGUAGGAUUGAACUUCAGAGCCUGCUGUCCAGCACUUGGUCUUCAACACCGUGUUAAAACAAGAGCUUUGGGUUGGGAAUGUGGCUUAGUGGUAGAGUGCUUGCACGAAGCCCUGGGUUCGAUUCCUCAGCACCACAGGAACAAAAAAA
Messenger RNA from Perognathus longimembris pacificus (Pacific pocket mouse), 2946 nucleotides. RefSeq names its product AVL9 cell migration associated (gene Avl9). Lineage: Eukaryota; Metazoa; Chordata; Mammalia; Rodentia; Heteromyidae. Gene Ontology annotation, cellular component: cytoplasm. The coding region runs from base 241 to 2190 and encodes 649 amino acids. The record is from RefSeq and is a predicted model, not a curated record. The transcript has 16 exons.